AUGGUGUUCAAGCCUCUUACCAUCGCUGCCGCGAUAGCCGGCCUCACUCCUUUUGUGUCCGCUUUCGAUGCCCAGGCAAAGUCCAACGUUGCCGUUUACUACGGUCAAGGAUAUGGUCAACAACGGUUGAGCCAUUUCUGCCAGGAAACCUCGUUGGAUAUCAUCAACAUUGGAUUCAUCAAUACUUUCCCUGAUCAGGGAGCUGCCGGGUGGCCGGGUAGUAACUUCGGCAAUCAAUGUGAUGGCCUGACUUAUGAAGUUGACGGCGUCUCAACGAAGCUCCUUUCUGGUUGUCACCAGAUUGCAGAAGAUAUUCCCAUCUGCCAAGCAGCAGGAAAGAAGGUUUUACUGUCCCUUGGUGGUGCCUCUCCCGACAACCAGCAGAUUCUGUCAGAUGCCUCUGCUGUUCGGUUCGCCGAUUUCCUCUGGGGUGCCUUUGGUCCGCAGACGGAGGAAUGGGUGUCGAAUGAUGGUCCUCGUCCUUUUGGAGAGGUUGUUGUUGAUGGGUUUGAUUUCGACAUUGAGCACAACGGCGGUUUUGGAUAUGCGACUAUGGUCAAUCGGUUCCGAGAGCUUUUCGCUUUGGUCCCGGAGCGUACCUUCUACAUCUCUGGUGCCCCCCAGUGCCCGAUACCCGACCCUCAACUCAGUGAUGCAAUCGCCCAAUCCCCUUUUGACUUCGUUUGGGUGCAAUUCUAUAACACUGCUGGCUGUGCCGCUAGCGACUCCAUCAAUGGUGUCAGCACCGGCUUCAACUUUGAUGACUGGGUGGAUGUCAUCAAGCGUGGAGCCAACCCGGACGCAAAGCUCUAUGUGGGAUUGCCUGCCGGCCCCGGUGCAGCAGGAGCGGGAUACUACCUGACACCGGAGGAAGUCUACCCUCUAGUGGAUGUGUAUAUGAACCUCUACCCGGAGACGUUUGGAGGAAUCAUGCUUUGGGAAGCAACGGCUUCGGAUGAGAACACGUUCAGUGGACUCACAUUUGCCGACGUGAUCAAAGACAUUCUGGUUGCAGUUGACCCUUCACCACCGGUUCCCAGCCCUUCGUCUAGCAGCGUUAUCGCCUCAAGCACACCUGUGGCCUCGAGUACCCCUGUUGCAUCAAGCGCUCCCGCUUCAUCCACCCCGAUUUCCUCAGGCAGCCCAGUUCCGUCAAGCUCUGCUGUUUCCAGCUCCCCCGCGGUUUCAAGUACUACCGAGUCUUCAAGUACUCAGGUGGUAUCGGGCAGCGUCUCUGCGUCGAGUAGCCCUAUUACAUCAAGCCCUGUGGCUUCCAGCACUCCAGUGGCAAGUAGCGCGCCCUCGGCUACCAGUUCCGCUGUGGCUUCCAGCUCACCUAUUGCCCCAAGCUCCCCGGUUGCCUCUAGCUCUGCUAUUGCCUCUAGCUCUGCUAUUGCCUCCAGCUCUGCUAUUGCCUCCAGCUCUGCUAUUGCCUCUAGCUCUGCUAUUGCCUCCAGCUCUGCUAUUGCCUCCAGCUCUGCUAUUGCCUCUAGCUCUGCUAUUGCCUCCAGCUCUGCUAUUGCCUCCAGCUCUGCUAUUGCCUCCAGCUCUGCUAUUGCCUCCAGCUCUGCUAUUGCCUCCAGCUCUGCUAUUGCCUCCAGCUCUCCUGUUGCGCCCAGCUCUCCUGUUGCGUCUAGCUCUCCAGCAGUAUCUAGCUCUGCCAUCGUUUCCAGCACUCCAGCGGUCAGCACUCCUGUGGCAUCCAGCAUCCCCGUUAUCUCUAGCCCUGCUAUUGCAUCUGGAUCCGCUAUUGCGUCUAGCUCUCAUGUUGCUUCUUCAAGCACCCCUGCGGCAUCGAGCAGCCCCGCUGUCUCGAGUUCUCCUGUGGCAUCGAGCAGUCCGGCCCUGUCAAGCAGCCCAUCUGCAUCUGCAUCAAGCACACCUAUCAUUCCAAGCUCGACUGCCAGUUCUGCCGUCGUAUCGAGCUCUCCCACUCCUUCAAGCUCCGUUGUGAGAUCAAGCUCUCUGCUCUCUUCCAGCUCACCGGCCCUGUCCAGCACUCGCACUCCCAGCAAUCCUGUUAUUCCAAGCAGUUCAGCCAUUUCCAUCACUCCUUCAAGCACGCCUGUCCGGUCAACUUCGUCUGUUGCCCCAGGAAAGUCGUCCAGUGCCCCUGUUAUUCCAAAGCCAUCUUCCACGGUCAUUGCAACUUUCACCAGUUCCUCUGGGUCAUUGCCCUCUUCCAGCGCUCCCGCUGGAUCCGGCGUUCCAUCAUCAUCUACCCUGCCACAUCCUUCUAGCACAUCGUUGCUGUCAAGCUCACCCGUUAGCUCCGCCGAACCGGUCUCUUCAAGUUCUGCUGUAGGAACCAGUGUGGGUUCCUCGUCCAAUGUGGUCACUGGGGUGUCGACCAGGUCAAGCUCGUCAGUUGUCCCCUCUGGCACGCCAAUCCCGCCAGUUUCGGGAACAGCCACCGAGUCUGUUACUUCUUCAUCAAGUGGAUCGGGCAGUCCCACCGUGCCAAGCUCAAUCAACACGUCGAGCACAGAUGCUUCAUCAAGCUCUUCCGCCUCUUCCGUGGAGCCUACUUCCUCAGGAUCGGUGAUCACAUCAGUGACUUCAUCCAGCGCCUCUCGUGUGUCAAGCUCCUCUAGCUCGGUUGUAAUCACCAAUCCAUCGGUGCCUUCCGACAGCUCGUCCUCCUCUGGUAGCGAACUGUCGACAACCUCGAGUACCGAGUCUACUAGCUCAGCAUCAAGCCAGACCGGAGCGCCAACGACUUCCGUUUCUUUGGGCAGCUCGGAAGCAGCCAGCACCUCAACCUCCGGUGCCGCUGCAAGUGGCUCGGGUGCUCAGGACAGCACAAAACCUACUGAUCACGCAAGCACUCUUUCCCCAUCGUACUCGACUCCCCUCGCCAGCGCCUCAGGACAAACAGGUAGCCCAACUACCGUUCCAGCUGGUAUACCAACCGGCAAUGGAAGUGGACUCGCUCCGAUCACUUCCAGCAUCACAUCUGCCCAGGCGGUACCUUCCGUCACAUCCAGCGGCUUGGAGUCGGAGCCGGAGCCUACCAUCACUACCACGGUCAUUGUGACUUCUUACAUUGACAUCUGCCCAGAAGGUUUCACUACGAUCACCACGACUUACACCACUACCUACUGUCCUGCAACGGUGUCUGCCACAGCCACAGCCACAGCCGCCGUCACCAACCCUCCCGGCGCUCCAGCGCAGACCACGAGUCCCAGCGUCCCUGAGGGCUGGACGACGACUGUGACCGUAUGCACUCACUGCGCUCCCACACCGACUACUGUGACCCUUACUUUGCCGGCCACCAAUCGGCCGUCUGCGCUGGCGUCCUCGACCAGCGCACCGAACUCUCCUGAAGACUGGACCACUACGGUCAGUGUCUGCACUGACUGUGGUCCUACGCCUACCACGGUAACGGUCACGAUCCCCGUCGGCGCUGCCACGGGUGUUGAUGCCCUCACUGCCAGUCCGUCCGGCAGUCAGCCUGCCGGGGAGAGUUCGCCCGGUCAAAGUGCCCCUACAGCCCCCGCGUCAACAGCCCCCACCACCACCGAGACAGUCAUUGUGGUCCCGAGCCAAUCGUCAACCAGCCAGCCGGUAAUUCUUGGAACCGGCAGCGUCCGUGCCUCAUCGACCUUCCAUAUCCAGCCAUCCCAGAGCGGGUCCCGAGUGCCUGUGGCUCCCAGCGGCACGGCCGCCGGCGUGUCGCCCGUAUUCACCGGCGCGGCUUCGCGGGUGUCACGACUGCAACACGGUGCGGGUGCAGUGUCAGCGUUUGCGCUGUUCCUCUUGGCAGCCAUCUAA
Molecule: messenger RNA, 3774 nt
Organism: Aspergillus niger
Lineage: Eukaryota; Fungi; Ascomycota; Eurotiomycetes; Eurotiales; Aspergillaceae
Exons: 3
Coding region: 1-3774 (1257 amino acids)
Biological process (GO): carbohydrate metabolic process
Cellular component (GO): extracellular region
Molecular function (GO): chitinase activity
Source: RefSeq, a predicted model, not a curated record